CAGCCGCAUCGGCGAAAUCGGUCAUAACGCACGCUAGAGGCAGCGAGAGCACACGACGCAGCGUAUUUGUCGUCGCGCACAUCAUACGCCACCAUAAAGCACGCAAUCGCCGCACAAAACAUGGCAGCGAUGGAGACCGACGAGGUGAGCCUCCCGCAGGCCCUCGCGGCCGUCCAGGCGUCGUUCGCCGACGCGCCGGCGAACGAGCAACAAGCGCGCCAGUGGGCCGAAGGACGAGGCUACGACUGGGGCGACUCUGAAACUUUGUUAGCGCAGUUCCUGCAGGGCGAGGCCCGGUGCGAGACGCUGAGGAAAGCGAGAGAGCACAAGAAGGGCGAGGUCCAGCGAGCGGGCGUGCAGGCGCGCGCGAACGCCCUGGCGGCGGAGCUCGGAUGCACGGAGCCCCUCGAGACCGAAGCCGCUCUAGCUUACUGUGAAAAAGUCGUCCAAGAGAAGGGCGCUUCGAACUUGACGGCCGACCCGCCGUCACAACCGCCCGCCGCGGAGCUGAAGAAGCUCGAGGCGAUCCACGACGCGCUGCGGACGGACUUCGCGCUGCGAAGGAGGAUGCUGCUAACGCGGUGCGACGUGACGAUGCAGUCCUUUUUGUGGGGCGACGCCGCGGAAGGUCGGGAGCAGACUAUUGUGGAUAGCGUCUAUGCUGAAAGAGCGUCGUUGAGCACGGAGCCGCCGCCGUAUUCUGUACAAGACGCGCUGGCCACGUCAAAACAACGCAUCGACCGCAUGGAGAGCGCCCUCGCGACGCCGUUGAACACGAAGGACCAGCAGUCGGCCAUGAAGACCGUGGUCAUCGGCGCCGUGCCCAGUCGAGGAGGCAACAUCCGCGACAAGCGGCCGUCGCAAAAAGACAUCAUGCCGUCGUGGAAGAAGCGCGAGGAGUCCACCGGCAAAGGUAAGGGUGGUGGCCGGGGCCGCGGCAAGGGCGGGCGCGGGGGUGGUCGCGGCGGCGGGCGCGGCGGCGGAGGCAAGAAGAAAAAGCAGAAGAAAGACAAUAAAAAGGGUGGGGGUGAUAAAAAAGAGUAG
Molecule: messenger RNA, 1044 nt
Organism: Pelagomonas calceolata
Lineage: Eukaryota; Pelagophyceae; Pelagomonadales; Pelagomonadaceae
Source: the annotation of a GenBank genome assembly